Drosophila teissieri is the source of this 4637-nucleotide messenger RNA. Its product is annotated as Krueppel homolog 1. The transcript has 4 exons. The coding region runs from base 1293 to 3674 and encodes 793 amino acids. Gene Ontology annotation, molecular function: DNA-binding transcription factor activity, RNA polymerase II-specific; RNA polymerase II cis-regulatory region sequence-specific DNA binding. NCBI's taxonomy places the organism in Eukaryota, Metazoa, Arthropoda, Insecta, Diptera, Drosophilidae. The record is from RefSeq and is a predicted model, not a curated record. Gene Ontology annotation, biological process: regulation of transcription by RNA polymerase II.
GUUCUCGUAUUUCUCGACGAGCAGGCAACGCGCACGGACGUGACGUUCUCCGAAUUUCACGGGAACUUGGACCUCGAGUAGUUUUAGAAAGUUAAUGCCCAGCAGCAGCUGCGAUUCGCAAAGAACCCAAUCAAAUCGUUAAAUACUAUAUAUACCUACCAAUCGAUCUCGUUUGCCUUAUGAAGUAGAAGUAAAGUGGUGGUCGUUAAGUGUUAUAGUUUUCAAACGCAAGUGCAAUUUCUAAAUCAAUUUUUUACGUUGUGUGUACGUUACAACUAAAGACUGACAGCAGCUCUGAUAUAUCGGAGAGCCGAAAUUAAGUUCAAUUCCGGCGAGCUGACACAAACAGAAAUAGGAAGUGCUAAGAAUUAGUGAAUUAGUGAACCUGUAUAACGUUAUGUACAUAUGUAUGUAUAGCCCGAAUACUACAUAACAACCUAGGUCAAUAUUGUUUAAAGUGGCGUGUGAAUGAAUGUGCGCAGAGAUAACAACAACGAUUGCUAGUUGCUCAGCAGAUAAUAACACACACUCGCACACACACACACACACAAACAUACACACACACUCGUGACUAGAACAUAUUCACGGAAAUCGGAAAAGAACAACAAGAGCAAAUAAGGCAAAGGCAGAAGCGAAAACAAAAGCAACAUCAGUGCUUCAGAGACGAGUGGUGCAAGAGAGCAGCACGAUUCUAAACUUGAAACUAAUAAUUUUAUAAUAUCAAAGCGCGAAGGUUGUCGACGAGUGACGACGAGUGACGAGUGGCUCGCCCGAAGAGAGCCGAGUGUACCCGAAUGCCGCACAUCAAGUAUACGUACGAUCGCUUGCUCAGCGCCUUUCAGUGCUAGCCCCAGCUACCACCAACAAUAACAAUAACAAUAACAAAAACAAUAGCAAUAUUACUGCGAAACGAAAAACAGAAACGUUCCUCUUCUAACGGUCUCAGUGGAUUUUGUAAUUGGUCAUCGUUGACUGCGAAAAGGAGAGAGAGAGAGAGAGAGAGUGAAGGAGAGGCAGAGAACUGUCGCUGCGAUUGCGAUUACGGUUACGCGGCGCUGUGAAAAAGUGAACAAGUUUAGGCGGAAAACACUUGCCUCUGGUCGAUUUGCGUGUUUGGACGCGCGACUCCCUCAGAACUUGCAAAAAAGAGAAAAGGAACAAAAUUGGAGAAACACCAAAAAAGUGAUCACACAUCAGAAAGCCAACUUGGAUUACCUUUGCGAUCGAGCAGGACUUAUAAACUGAAUUCUACGGAUUUUAUUGAUCAAUUUUAUGAUUCAGCCACAACCAAAAUGGUUUACUACUCCGCCAAUCAGCUGCUCAUAAAAACGGAACAAUCUAGUCAGGCGCAGUUCUGCCUCCAGGUGCCGCCCCCCCUGACGGCGACGACCACCUCCAUCGGAGUACCGCCGUCCGGCGGCCAGCAGGAGCACUUCGAGCUUCUGCAGACGCCGCAGCAGCGACAAAUGCAACUGCAGCUGCAGGACCAGCAACAGCAGGAGCAGCAGCAGUUCGUCAGCUACCAACUGGCCAUCCAGCAGCACCAGAAGCAGCAGCAGCAGCAGCAACAGCAGCAACAUGAUAGUAUUACUACCGCAGCACCGACGGCGGCUUCAUCGGCACAGCGGAUCAAGACAGAACCCGCCGGCGGAUUCCCAGCGGCGGCGGCAGCAGCCAUGGUGACGCAGGUGCGCAAGUCCAGUGCCGGCAAGCCGCAGUUCAAGUGCGAACAGUGCGGCAUGACCUUUGGCAGCAAGUCCGCGCACACCUCCCACACCAAGUCGCACGCAAAGAACCAAGAUCUUUCCCUCAAUGGCGCCGCUGCAGGCGGCGUGGCUGUGCCUGCCUCAUCCGCGGCCAUCGAACUCAAUGAUGCGGGUCUGCCGGUGGGCAUACCCAAGAGUCCCACCAUCAAGCCGCUGGCCAAUGUGGCUGCCGGUGCGGAUCCCUAUCAGUGCAACGUAUGCCAGAAGACUUUCGCCGUGCCCGCCAGGCUGAUCCGCCACUACCGCACCCACACUGGCGAGCGGCCGUUCGAGUGCGAGUUCUGCCACAAGCUGUUCAGCGUGAAGGAGAACCUGCAGGUGCACCGGCGCAUCCACACCAAGGAGCGUCCGUACAAGUGCGAUGUGUGCGGCCGGGCAUUCGAGCACUCCGGCAAGCUGCAUCGCCACAUGCGCAUCCACACCGGCGAGCGGCCGCACAAGUGCUCCGUGUGCGAGAAGACGUUCAUCCAGUCCGGCCAGCUGGUGAUCCACAUGCGCACGCACACCGGCGAGAAGCCGUACAAGUGCCCGGAGCCGGGCUGCGGCAAAGGCUUCACCUGCUCCAAGCAGCUCAAGGUGCACUCGCGCACGCACACGGGCGAGAAGCCCUACCACUGCGACAUCUGCUUCCGCGACUUUGGCUACAACCACGUGCUGAAGCUGCAUCGCGUGCAGCACUACGGCUCCAAGUGCUACAAGUGCACCAUCUGCGACGAGACGUUCAAGAACAAGAAGGAGAUGGAGGCCCACAUCAAGGGCCAUGCCAACGAAGUACCCGACGACGAAGUGGAGGCGGCGGCAGCGGCAGCAGCAUCCACGUCCGCCGGCUCCUCCGCCGGAUCGCCAUCCCUGCAAGGCGGCAGCAGUAACUCCGAGAGCAGCAACCCCUCGCCGCCCAGCUCGCCACCGGCCACAAAGAAACCUCGCCAGGCGCGCCAGCCGCGCGGUUCCAAAGCCGCCGCAGCCACCCUUUCCAUCCCCACCUCCUCGCCGCUCUCGCCCAGCUCGCUCAGCUCCACGUACUCGCCAUCGGCCAGCAGCCUGGCCUCGCCUCCACCCACAUCGGCCCACUACCUGCCCGUCCAGAUGGAGGCGGAUGCCUUGAGCCGGGACAGCGGUGUGUCCAGCGCCCAGCCCGCCCACAGCACCUAUGCGGACGAGGAGCCCACCGACCUGAGCAUGCAGCAGGUCCAGGGUCAGGUGCCAGAGAGCACCGUGGACUACUACCAGGCGCCGCCGAGUCUACUCGAGCUGCAGCCCCAAGCCGCUGGUCUUACCAUCAAUCCCGCCCUGCUCGAAGCGGCCAGCAUGGCGCGUCGCCAUGACGACAACGAUGACCACGUGCAGGACGAGGAUGUGCACGCAGCCGCCUGGCAAAUGAUGCAGUUGCGCCGCGGUCAUGUCCCCAUACCGCCGGCGGAGCAGCCGGCGCCGAACCACCAGCCACUGGUGCCCACACUGCACGUCAGCGAUCUGGCCGCCAACUACGACGACACCCAUGAAGCCACCGUGCUGAUCGAGCACUUCAAGCGGGGCGAUCUCGCUCGCCACGGACUGCACAAGGGCUAUGCACCAGUGCCCAAAUAUGAAUCCGCUCUACCCAAUCCGGACAUCGUGCGACGCGUGGAGGCGGCCAUUGGUCUGCGGUCCAGCACGGAGUCGCCCGAGCGGAGCUCCUCGCCGGAGAGCGACUCCCUGAUGAUGGCCGACCGGAACGUGAUGACGCUGCCGCUGCGCAAGCGCAAACACUACAUGAACAAGGGCGACGAUGGCCACAUGGAUGCGGAGAAGGCUAGCGGAGAUGGCUCCUCCGCCGCCAGUGGCGUCGCUUCCGUUGGCGCCGGGGAUGGACCCGGUUCCAAGGUGAUACGGAUGAGCUCGGUCAUUCAGUUCGCCAAGGCAUCGUAGGGAUCCAAGGCCACUCCCCAAUCAGCAUUAAGACUGUCCAAACAAAUUCUAACUGAAAUUAGCUUAAGUUUUUUUCUCUGAGGUCCGGGACUAGGCCUGGAAUCAAAAAAGAACCACAGAGACGACGGAUGGAUAUGGCAGAGAGAUAGUUUUCAAGCGGUGAAAAUGAAAAUGCCAAAAGUAUUAAAAAAGGAAAAAAUUUGUUUUAAAAUUAAUAUUACCUCCUAUUACGUUUUAAAUGGCUUGAUCCGAUUUUUGUUGAGUGUUUUGAUUUGAAAAAGUUUCCCCACUAUUGCAAAAUUUCAUUUUAGUUUGGCAUAUAGCAUGUAGUUAUAGUUUGUUUUCCUGUGUUGUCACUUAGUCAAAUUGCAACAAUUGGCAUUAUGCAUAUUAAGCAUAUUAGCAUAACUAAGUUAAUUAUACAUAUAUUAACGAUCACUUAACGAGUCCCAAUCCCAAACCGUACACAAUAAUAAGUUACGUGCAUAAUUAUACACAUAUGAGAAUGAAUGAGAACGAAAGAAAACAAAGGCCAUAUUGGCGCUUAAUAUUUAUAAAAUACCUAAAAUAUAAUACUUAUUUAUUAUAAACUCUGCUCGCCAAACUUCUUCCUACCCCUCCACCAUUAGUGUCAACCGCAUCUUCGACAUCAUCAUGUACCCAUCAUUUUAUAUGCAUUUUAUACACUAAAUAAGGGAAAACUGAAAACUGAGGAAAAAUGGAUCGGUAACUUUAAUUUUACACACGGAGAAUAUUGAACUGAUAAACAAGAAGAAAGCAAGCAUAACUAGGUUUACACAUUUUCAAACCAGAAGAUAACAAAUAUAAUUAAGAGCGUCAGCAUAGUUUUUGUAAACGCAGAGUUAAUACAUAGUUUUAAAUUGUAAAAUCAAAUAUUGCAUGAAAAAACGCAAAUGAAAUCUGAAAGUCAAUAAACAAGCGUGAAAUAAACAAAAUCGGUGU